CUGUCGUCGUCGUCGUACAAAGCCUUCGAUCGAAGCGACGCGGCACCUCGCCUCGGCCCUACAACCUUUAUCUCGAGCCGGGAAAGUCUAAACAGGCCGUAUUCUGCAUACCUCUUCGAGAUUCGCCUCUUCGACGUCGCCCAGCAGUCUCGCGCCGGCCAAAGCCGCAACCGAAGGCAUCUCCAUUCUUGCAGCCGUAGCGCGCCGCCGCCGCUGCCGCCGCCGCCGAAAUGGCACCGCCGUGCAACGUGUUCCCGGUUUCGAAGCUGGAGCUUCACGUUCAAGCCGAUGUCAAGGGCAAGAAGCGCAAGCUCCCGGGGGGCGCUGACGUCGACUUGACCAAGUGUGCGCUGAAGGAGAUGACGCAGUAUCGGUGCUUUAUCGACGACCCAAAGUCCCGAGACAGCCCGGUGCGAUGUUGGCCCAUACACCGGCUCUUUCGGCAAUGUCAGGACAAAAAGGGAACAUUCACAGUUGAGACGACAGCCUGGGAGGGUUCAAGCUCCAACACUCAUCAGAGCCCCCCAACGACAGGCGGCCCCAAACUUGACGGGGGCCACCACGACGUGCCGUCGUACCACGAAUGGUUACGGGCGUAAAAGGAUGAUUAGGCACGGCAUGAGUAGCCUGGACUUUUCUCAUUGAAUACACCAUGAAUACCAGAUGAUGGUUUGAAUGCAUGCCUACAUGCCACCAUUCGAGGUUGUCCGUUAGUGACCAGCCAGCCAUCAUCUGCAUCGGGUCAAAUAUACGCCUGUCAUCACCUAUGCAAACCACCUGCUUAUAGUCUCG
Molecule: messenger RNA, 792 nt
Organism: Colletotrichum destructivum
Lineage: Eukaryota; Fungi; Ascomycota; Sordariomycetes; Glomerellales; Glomerellaceae
Product: Putative mitochondrial export protein Som1
Exons: 2
Coding region: 231-599 (122 amino acids)
Cellular component (GO): mitochondrial inner membrane peptidase complex
Source: RefSeq, a predicted model, not a curated record